AUGCUAUCUAGUGAUUCAGCCUCUCAGCCUAGCGGUGUUGAGGAUUCACAACCCUUUCAUGGGCACUCAGACACUGUACACUCCCUCACUUACUCGCCUGACGGAAAGUGGAUCGUGUCUGGCUCUGGUGAUAAAACCAUUCGGAUAUGGGACUCUCAAAGUGGACUUCAGAUUGGGAAGACUAUGUGCGAUCAUGAAUGCGGUGUAUCUGCCGUCGCAUUCUCUCCCGACGGAAAGUAUAUCAUCAGCGGAUACAACGACGGGACCCUUCUUGCUUGGAAUGUGUUGACCCAGGAAACGCGCUCAAGUCUUCUCGGUGUCCACGAAGACCUCAUCUUCACGGUACAAUACUCUCCCAAUGGUAAACUCCUUGCCAGUGGAUCUUAUGAUAAAUCAAUGCGAUUAUGGACCGCAGACUCCGGAGCAUGCGUUGGAACGUUCGAUCAUCCCAACAAGGUCACAGACCUUGCAUUCUCUCCGAACGGACAACACGUUACCACAGGUUCUAUGGACGGCUCGCUCUACAUAUGGGACAUAGACCUGAAGAAGCUUGUGUACGGACCUCUUGUCGGCCACCGGGACCAGAUAUUUUCCGUUGCCUACUCCCCUGAUGGACGAGUGUUGGCAAGUGGGAGCCACGAUUGGACGAUCCAGCUGUGGGAUGCUGUCCAUGGGACGCUGGUCAAGGGUCCGCUGAAAGGACACAGACAGCCCAUUGCAGGCCUGUGCUUCUCUAUGGACGGGCAGACGCUCGUCAGUGCUUCAUCUGACAGGACUAUGCGUGGAUGGGAUUUGACAACGGGGACUUGCACCUGGGGGCCGCUAUAUUGGGAUGCGAGGUUCAGUAGUCUGGCAUGCUCCCCGGAUCGUAAGUACGCGGUUGUGGGUGACCGGGAAGGUCGCCUGUGCGUGCGAGAAGUUGGAUCGGGUGGGCUUGUUCUGCCACAGGCAAGUCACCCAAAUUCAAAUUUUUUUGACAUUUGCUAA
Coniophora puteana RWD-64-598 SS2 is the source of this 987-nucleotide messenger RNA. RefSeq names its product WD40 repeat-like protein. Gene Ontology annotation, cellular component: transcription factor TFIID complex. NCBI's taxonomy places the organism in Eukaryota, Fungi, Basidiomycota, Agaricomycetes, Boletales, Coniophoraceae. Gene Ontology annotation, molecular function: RNA polymerase II general transcription initiation factor activity; protein binding. Gene Ontology annotation, biological process: transcription initiation at RNA polymerase II promoter. Bases 1 to 987 code for a protein of 328 amino acids. The transcript has a single exon. The record is from RefSeq and is a predicted model, not a curated record.